Molecule: messenger RNA, 459 nt
Organism: Iphiclides podalirius (scarce swallowtail)
Lineage: Eukaryota; Metazoa; Arthropoda; Insecta; Lepidoptera; Papilionidae
Source: the annotation of a GenBank genome assembly
AUGGCGGGACUUGAAUCAAUGGUUGUAGAAGAGGUUAAGCCAGUCGAUAGGGAGAAGACCUGCCCUCUUUUGCUUCGUGUGUUUUGUUCUACGGGAAGACAUAAUUCACCUGGUGAUUAUGCUAGAGGCAAUGUACCUCAAAAUGAACUUCAGAUUUAUACAUGGAUGGAUGCAACACUAAGAGAACUCACAGGUUUAGUUAAAGAAGUUAAUCCUGAGACAAGACGUAAAGGGACAUACUUUGAUUUUGCUAUAGUAUAUCCUGAUAUUAGAUCUCCAACAUAUCGUAUGAGAGAAAUUGGUGUCACUUGUUCUGGACAGCGAGGUGGUGACGAUAACAAAACCUUAUCACAAGUUAAAUUCCAAAUUGGUAACUACCUAGAUAUUUCUAUCACUCCAUCAAACAGAAUGCCUCCACCAAUGAGGCGCCCACAACCCUAUGUUAACAAUCGUCCAUAU